AUGAUAUUAACAUUUUGUAAAGGAACAGUGAAACCACUACCAAAAUGUGCAAAGAUUUCAGAGAAUCCUUCACUUACAUCACUCAAUAUUCUGUUCCUCUCAAUUCAUCGUCCAUAUCUUCUCUUCCCCUCCAUACCUUCAAUUGAGUUAUCUUCUCUCCUUACCUCAACUUGCCUUGAUUCCUCCCUUGCUCCAGGUAUUUGAUCUAUAGCUACUUUUCACUGUGCAAUGGGGGUCAAGAAUUUUUAUGUCUUUAACUCUGGAAUUGAUGAACUGGGUUCUGGACAUGGUUCUGCAAAUCAUUCGCGAGUUACUGGGGAAGGUUACCAUGUCAAGUGAGCCAGUCAAUGUUAACGAAUUCAAAGCAUUGGCUGAAAGAGCCCUUCCCAAAAUGUACUUUGAGUUCUAUGCUGGGGGAGCCGAGGAUGAACACACGCUGAAAGCCAACGAGGAAGCUUAUCAGCGAAUCACGAUUCGUCCAAGAGUUCUGGUAGAUGUGAGCAGAAUAGACAUGAGUACUAGAAUGUUGGGUUACUCUAUCUCAUCUCCCAUUAUGGUGGCACCUAGUGGCCUCCACAAGCUAGCAAAUCCAGAAGGAGAACUUGCCACUGCUAGAGCUGCUGCUGCUUCUAACACCAUCAUGAUUUUAUCGUUCGGGUCUAGUUACAGUGUGGAGGAGGUUGCUGCUAGCUGCAAUGCAGUUCGUUUCUUCCAAUUAUAUGUGUACAAACAACGGCAUGUAGCUGCCAACUUGGUGGAGAGAGCUGAAAGGAGUGGAUAUAAGGCUAUAGUGUUGACAGUAGACUGUCCAAGAAUGGGUCGUAGGGAGGCAGACAUAAAGAAUAGAAUGAUUGUCUCAAAGCAGAAGAAUGUCGAAGGCUUGGUAUCGACUGAGGUUGACGCUGAUGGUGGCUCAAACUUGGAAGCAUAUGUGAAUUCUACCUUGGAUCCUUCUUUGAGUUGGAAGUUUCACACAUAAAUGGGCAGGAUGUAGCGUGGCUGAAGUCCAUCACAAAGUUGCCAAUUCUGCUCAAGGGAAUAAUCACUCAUGAAGAUGCACGAAUAGCUGUUGAAGUAGGUGCUGCAGGGGUUAUUGUCUCAAAUCAUGGAGGUCGUCAGUUAGACUACAGUCCAGCCACCAUCAAUGUCGUUGAGGAGGUGGUUCAUGCUGUGAAAGGCAAGAUUCCGGUGAUAGUGGAUGGAGGAGUGAGGCGAGGAACCGAUGUGUUCAAAGCAUUGGCAUUGGGUGCACAAGCAGUCCUCGUUGGAAGGCCGAUCUUAUAUGGGUUGGCUGCAAAGGGAGAACAUGGGGUGAAGCAAGUGAUUCAGAUGCUGAAGGAAGAGUUGGAGCUCGCUAUGGCGCUUGCUGGCUGUACUAGCCUCAAGGACAUAACAAGGAGCCAUGUAAGGACCGAGCGUGAUAGAUGUCAAUCCAUGCUAUAAGCUGCAUACUAUUCCUUCAGAGACCAUACAUCAUCCUGUGAGGGAACAACACCACAGAGGAAGGCUAUAUUCAAUAUGAACAUUGUUACAAUUGAAUAAGCUGUAACUUUCGGAUGGGGGCAUAUUGCUCUCCUAGUAAAGCCUAAACAAGGGGAGAUUAAAACAGAUAUUAUAUAUAUUACAAUGUUUUAGUGGUCUCUCUCAAACAAAGUAUCACACAACAAGCUGUUAUCAAUUUCAGCAGUACAACAAAGCACUCACUCAAGAACACGAACAUACUAAAGA
Molecule: messenger RNA, 1728 nt
Organism: Linum tenue
Lineage: Eukaryota; Viridiplantae; Streptophyta; Magnoliopsida; Malpighiales; Linaceae
Source: the annotation of a GenBank genome assembly